CAUUUAAAUUCUUCAAAGAUCUGUGAAUCGUAACUUGACAAUUAUUUCAUUCGUUCAUUGUCAUACUGACGCACUGUUUUGCUUUUUUGGACCUUCCAGCAAAUGAACCGGAAUCCAUGGAAAGUGCAUAAUCGAUUUUCAUCAACAUGCCGGAGUUCAAUGCAUUCAAAGACGAGGAGAUAAAAGAGAGCGAACAUCAUAAUCAUUCACAUGGACAUCAUGAUGAAGAAUCAACUACACAAUUACAGAAUUUAGAAGAGAGGAGGAAUACACAAGAUGAAUUAAACGCAAACACGCCACACCUUCAACCGCCGGAAUCAUCAACACACAAUCUUCAAACACCAAGUGAAAAUUCAUCGCCUUCACAAACAUUUGGGUUGAGAGAACCAUUACCUCCUUUACAUACACCACAUCGAAGGAGGAAAACGAUAUUAUGGGUUGGACUUAUUAUCGUAACACUUGACCUGGCUUGUCUGCCGAUUACAUAUUACUAUGCCUUGAGUUUUGGAACAAACAUAGAGUUACAAGAUAUCUUCGCUAUCAUAACAAGUGUAUAUGGAAUGAUCAGUUUCGCACAUUAUGGUUUCCGAUCCCUGAAACUCUUCCGUGCCAAAACGGCGCCGAGAUGGAGACCAGUAGGAUGGACUAAAUGGGGAAUGCUUGAAUUCCUCCACAUCAACUUCAUGAUCGCUAUCACCUUCGUAGAACUCGAACUUAUUAUAGGAACUAUUCCACACCACCCAUGGGUGCGCUUAUGUGCUAUGCCUUCCCCUACGAUAUGUUAUUGGUUUGGGUUCAUGUUCAUAUACUCUGCGGUUCAAACAAUGCGAAAGAAGCCACUGCCAUUCAACAUGUCAUCGACAGAGAAGGGAAUGCUUUGGCGUCCAGCGUUAUUGGCCAUCAUCGAGGAUGCUGGUGGAGUUGAAGGCCAAGGAGGAGUCGUAUAUCGAAGCAAUGUAUUGAGACGAUACGAAGUCAGCCCCAUAUUUCGACGUAUGAUGAUGGUUCUAACGUGGUUUUGGGGUAUUGGACUCGUAUGCAUUGCCAUUAUAUCAACAGUCAUCAUAAUGACUUUACCCGAGAAUAUUGGUUUCGGAGUCGGAUGGGGAUUGCCAUAUUGUUUCGGUUUCGUUUGGGUUUGCAUCACUAUGGCUUUUGUGAAGACGCAAUUGCGAAAAGAGAAAAGACAUUGGGAGACGAAAGAAGCCGGAGAAGGUCAGGCUGUUGCGGAGUAUGCUUGA
Messenger RNA from Botrytis fragariae, 1241 nucleotides. RefSeq lists its product as uncharacterized. Bases 147 to 1241 code for a protein of 364 amino acids. The record is from RefSeq and is a predicted model, not a curated record. The transcript has 3 exons. NCBI's taxonomy places the organism in Eukaryota, Fungi, Ascomycota, Leotiomycetes, Helotiales, Sclerotiniaceae.